Messenger RNA from Drosophila sulfurigaster albostrigata, 1344 nucleotides. Its product is annotated as venom protease-like. Lineage: Eukaryota; Metazoa; Arthropoda; Insecta; Diptera; Drosophilidae. Gene Ontology annotation, molecular function: serine-type endopeptidase activity. The transcript is spliced from 5 exons. Gene Ontology annotation, biological process: proteolysis. The record is from RefSeq and is a predicted model, not a curated record. Bases 120 to 1262 code for a protein of 380 amino acids.
CGGGUGAGUUUAGCGACGCAUUUCAAUCGACAAAGUAGUAGAAAAAGUGAUUACGUGGAUCGGUAUAUUUGAUUUGAAUAAAAUAAUACUACUGUUUUCGAGGUUUACAAGUCGUAAACAUGAAGUUAACCCAGUAUGAAGUGAUCACGUUAACGAUCGCGUUUGUCUACUUUGCCACGCCCACUUUGGGGUACUCAAAUAACUCACAAGAAUUGGAAACUCCAACGACUCCAUCGUCACUCACAAACAACAGUUGCAUAUUAUCAACAGGAUCGCUUGGCGAGUGUGUUGAUGUCAGAAAAUGUCCGACCAUAUUGAAUGAGUUGAAAAUGAAAAAGACCGAUCCGGAAUUUAUCAGAUAUGUGAGAGAUUCGAAUUUGAUUUGCGGACAACUUAACCAUAAUGUCUGCUGUCCCAAAGAGGACACUUUAGUGGAUCCACUUCCACGUCGCUUGCCCACCCAGGAAGAGAAAUGUGGUAAGCAAAAGAAGUUCAGUUUCAAGAAGAUAAUUGGAGGCAGUCCUGCGAAGAAAGGUGCCUGGCCAUGGAUUGCGCUACUCGCCUACGAUUACGGUUUCUCGCACGCUUUCAAGUGCGGUGGCACUUUGAUAACCUCAAGACACGUUUUGACAGCAGCUCAUUGUAUUCUUGAUGAAUUGACCUUUGUGCGCUUAGGCGAGCACGAUCUUUCCACGGAUACGGAGACUCGACAUGUGGACAUAAAUGUUGUCAAGAAAGUAAAACAUCCACAUUUCAAUAGGCGCAACGGUCGCAGUGAUUUAGCGAUUUUGUAUUUGGAACGCAACGUGGAGUUUACGGACUUAAUUGUUCCCAUUUGCUUGCCUAACUCUCCUCAAUUACUUGCAAAAUCCUAUGUGGAUGCUAAUCCCUUUGUCAUUGGCUGGGGCAAGACUCAGGAGGGAGGUCAAUCUGCCAAUAUUUUAAAUGAGUUGCAAGUGCCUGUUUGGGAAAAUGACGUCUGCCGAGAAAGUUAUGCCAAACUGAAUCGAAGUUUUACUGAGGAUCAGUUUGAUAGCGCCAUUCUCUGUGCGGGAGAUCUGCAAGGUGGCAAGGAUUCCUGUCAAGGGGACUCUGGUGGUCCGCUAAUGUCCCCCGAAUUCGGUAAACAUGGUGUAAGAUACUUUCUGAUCGGAGUUGUGGCUUAUGGUUAUGGUUGUGCUAGACCAAAUGCCCCCGGUGUGUAUACGAGCACACAACACUUUAUGGACUGGAUAAUCGAGAUGGUGCACGAGACGCCUUAAAGUGUAAAUUAUAUAUUAUCACAUUAGUCUAAUGUCUGUAAUGUAAUUUACAUUAAUUGUGAGCCUUUUUGGUUUUAUGUUU